AUCACUUUGAGAGUUACACGGCAAAAGCUUCGGUUUUGUUGCUACAUAUGGCCGGGAGAAAGAAAAGAAAGCUUAAAUUGUUAGCUGAAACAGUAAAUGGGGAUGAAAGAAUAGCAACUGAGGAUGGGAAGGAAAGGUUGGAGAUUCAAACAUGGUCUGAUCUUCCUGUAGAACUUUUGGAAUUGAUUAUGUCCCACCUAACUCUAGAGGAUAACAUUCGAGCAUCUGCUGUCUGCCAGAGGUGGCAUAAGGUUGCAAUUUCCGUCCGGGUGGUGAAUCAAUCACCAUGGCUCAUGUACUUUCCAAAAUAUGGUAACUUGUAUGAGUUCUAUGAUCCAUCUAAGCGUAAAACCUACUCCCUUGAGCUACCAGAGUUGCAUGGAUCCAGGGUUUGUUACACUAAAGAUGGUUGGUUGUUGCUAUACAAACUCAGAAAUCACCGUGUAUUCUUCUUUAAUCCCUUCACUCGGGAGAUGAUUAAGCUUCCUAGAUUUGAGUUGACAUAUCAGAUAGUUGCCUUCUCUUGUGCCCCAACAUCUAGCAGCUGUGUGGUUUUUACAAUUAAGCACAUCAGUCCUACUAUUGUUGCUAUUAGCACGUGCCAUCCAGGGGCAUCGGAGUGGGCCACUGUUAAUCACCAGAAUCGCUUGCCAUUUGUUAGUAGCAUUUGGAACAAACUUGUAUUCUGCAGUGGAAUCUUUUAUUGUCUAAGCCUCACUGGUUGGUUAGGGGUUUAUGAUCCACUGGAGCAUACUUGGAAUGUUCUUGCUGUGCCUCCUCCAAAAUGCCCUGAGAAUUUUUUUGCCAAAAAUUGGUGGAAGGGCAAAUUUAUGACAGAGCACAAUGGAGAUAUCUUAGUUAUCUAUACAUGUUGUACUGAGAACCCCAUUAUAUUUAAGCUGGAUCAAUCAGAAAUGGUAUGGGAAGAAAUGCGAACCCUUAACGGUGUGACACUAUUUGCUAGUUUCUUGUCGUCUCAUUCAAGAACUGAUCUCCCUGGAAUAAUGAGGAAUAGUGUCUACUUCUCUAAAGUUCGUUUCUUUGGAAAGCGUUGCGUAUCAUACUCCCUUGAUGACUGCAGAUACUAUCCCCGUAAACAGUGUUAUGACUGGGGAGAGCAAGAUCCCUUUGAGAACAUAUGGAUUGAACCACCCCAGGGUGCCUCACCCUUCAUCUGAAGAACACUAGUAGUACAAGUGAGUAUGUUUAAAGCUUUUACAACAUACUCGUGAUAUUUUUAUCUACUUAUAUUUUUCACAGCGUCCAUGGAAUGUCUAAUAAUGCUUGCUGUAGAAUAAUUGCUUAUGAAGGAGUUGAUUAUGUAUUACAAUAACCCUGUUUGGUAGAACUCCAUUGAUGCUCUCUGUAUUCACGGAAGCACUUCUUCAUGCUUUUCAGAGAAUUUGUGUAAUCUUAAUUUAUUUUUCUUUCAAAUUUAAGUGUUUUUCCCUUGUAAAUUGAUUCAAACACAGCACAGUUGAUCAUAUGUAAUUUAAUUUCUUAUCUAAUUAGUUUAAUAAAGCAGUAGCUAAAUUUCAUCCUUGACGUGUCAUUUAAUAUA
Messenger RNA from Durio zibethinus, 1561 nucleotides. Its product is annotated as F-box/kelch-repeat protein At1g57790-like. The record is from RefSeq and is a predicted model, not a curated record. NCBI's taxonomy places the organism in Eukaryota, Viridiplantae, Streptophyta, Magnoliopsida, Malvales, Malvaceae. Gene Ontology annotation, molecular function: protein binding.